Hippopotamus amphibius kiboko is the source of this 2654-nucleotide messenger RNA. RefSeq names its product dematin actin binding protein (gene DMTN). Lineage: Eukaryota; Metazoa; Chordata; Mammalia; Artiodactyla; Hippopotamidae. The transcript has 15 exons. Gene Ontology annotation, molecular function: actin filament binding. Gene Ontology annotation, cellular component: plasma membrane; actin cytoskeleton. Gene Ontology annotation, biological process: lamellipodium assembly; actin filament bundle assembly; cytoskeleton organization. Bases 378 to 1595 code for a protein of 405 amino acids. The record is from RefSeq and is a predicted model, not a curated record.
CCGUCCACUUUCCCGUCUCACCGCGGGGCACAUACGAGCUCGCGGUCCCCGCGGCCGAGCGAACGGAAAGCCUGGAGCCCCGCUCCCUGGAGGCACGCCGGGCCAGAGGGGGCUGCUCUCGCCCCCGGCCUCUGAGAUCGCGGGGCCCGACAGCCCCGGCUGGCACGUUCUCCCUCCCCUUCCAGGCCCUGCACUCGGCCAGCAGCCUGGAGAGUCACCGAGGGAUGAGGACGCCACAGCCCGGGGGAGCGCCCUUUCUGCUCUCGCGGCCCCGAGCGCGCAGCGCCCAGAAGCCGGACAGAGCCUGACGCCCUGUCGUCUCCUCACCCCCGCGCACAGGGCUUUACGAGUGAUCCGGCCGGCCAGCUCCCUGCUGCAUGGAACGGCUGCAGAAGCAACCACUUACCUCCCCUGGGAGCGUCAGCUCCUCCCGAGACUCCAGUGUUCCCGGCUCUCCCUCCAGCAUCGUGGCCAAGAUGGACAAUCAGGUGCUGGGCUACAAGGACUUGGCCGCCAUCCCCAAAGACAAGGCCAUCCUGGACAUCGAGAGGCCUGACCUCAUGAUCUAUGAGCCCCACUUUACCUAUUCUCUGCUGGAACAUGUGGAGCUGCCCAGAAGCCGGGAGCGCUCGCUGUCACCCAAAUCCACAUCCCCCCCACCAUCCCCAGAGGUGUGGGCAGAGAGCCGGUCCCCUGGAACCAUCUCUCAGGCUUCAGCCCCAAGAACUACUGGGACACCCCGGACCAGCCUGCCCCAUUUCCACCAUCCAGAGACCACCCGCCCAGAUUUCAACAUCUACAAGAAGCCACCCAUCUACAAGCAGAGAGAGUCCACAGGAGGCAGCCCCCAGAGCAAGCACCUCAUUGAGGACCUCAUCAUCGAGUCGUCCAAGUUCCCUGCGGCGCAGCCUCCAGACCCCAACCAGCCAGCCAAGAUCGAGACGGACUACUGGCCGUGCCCCCCGUCACUGGCUGUUGUGGAGACAGAAUGGAGGAAGCGGAAGGCAUCGAGGAGGGGGGCAGAGGAGGAGGAGGAGGAGGAGGAGGAUGACUCCGGGGAGGAGAUGAAGGCUCUCAGAGAGCGUCAGAGAGAGGAACUCAGUAAGGUUACUUCCAACUUGGGAAAGAUGAUCUUGAAAGAAGAGAUGGAAAAGUCACUGCCUAUCCGGAGGAAAACCCGCUCUCUGCCCGACCGGACACCUUUCCAUACCUCCUUGCAUGCGGGAACGUCGAAGUCUUCUUCCCUCCCCGCCUACGGCAGGAGCACCCUGAGCCGGCUACAGUCCACAGACUUCAGCCCGUCUGGAAGUGAGACUGAAAGCCCAGGCCUGCAGAACGGAGAGGGCCAGAGGGGGAGGAUGGACCGGGGGAACUCCCUGCCCUGUGUGCUGGAGCAGAAGAUCUAUCCUUACGAAACGCUGGUGGUGACCAACAGGGGGCGAACCAAGUUGCCUCCGGGUGUGGAUCGGAUGAGGCUUGAGAGGCACCUGUCCGCGGAGGACUUCUCAAGGGUCUUUUCCAUGUCUCCUGAAGAGUUUGGCAAGCUGGCUCUGUGGAAGCGAAACGAACUCAAGAAAAAGGCCUCUCUCUUCUGAUGGCCCCCACCAGCUCCGUGACAGACCCUCACCCCUGCUGCUUCGGGGAGCUGGAGUCCCUAGACCCCAAAGCAUCAUUUCUGGGGGCAGCAGGGAUGUGGGGCAGAGGUGGGAUGGGCUCCGUUGCCCAGGUCGAGGGGGAGCAAAACCUCUGCAGGGUUGGGGUUGUGGGACGUGGACUUUCUUCCUCUUAUGAGCCGGGGGCGGAGGGUGCCCUCCUUCUCUCAUCUCUGGUCCUCACGGCACAGGGCAAACCCAGUCUGGACUCCGCACACACAGAGUUAAUGUUUGCACCCUCUCCCUGCCCCCACCCCCACACGAAGGUCCCCGGAAGAGAGUGAUGAGAAAUGAACAUGGCACUUAGUGGUCAGACGUGUCUGCUGUUCUGACCGGUAGGUGGGGAGAACCCUCAGGUCUAGUAGGAGGCACGUGAGGGUGGGAAGCAGCCAGGCAGGCAGAGAGCGCCCCAGGACCCUGUGUGCACCCAAGCACCCCUCUGCAGCUCACCUGGGACAGGUUCCCCUGCACCUGGGUCUCCUGCCUCUCAGCCUCCAGCAGGGAAGCCACCUGGCCCUCCAACUCACCCUGUCCUCCCCUUGCGACCCCUAAGCUUUGAAGCCUCUUGCUCCAGAUCUGUGGCUUCCCCAGAAGCCUUGGCUUAGAGUGGAGAUGUCGCCUAUACAGACCCCCAGCCCACCAUCAGCCUCCAGGCAGUCAGCUAGAAUGUUACCUUCUAGCAUUCAGGUCCUGGGCAGAACCCAGGCCUUCGGGCUCCCCUUGGAUGGGAUCAGGAGCUGGGCUGAGAGUCCUGGCUACCAGGUCCUGCCCACACCCAUGCAUCCCCCACCACACUCUCUAAAGAAUGUAAUUUAUUGGGGCACCCCCAGCUGCUUUCCUCACCUAACUCUCUGCCCUACCUUAAUCACGCUCCCAGCUUUUCUUCUCUCCAAAUACACGUGUAUAUAAUUAUAUAUAUAUAUUUUUGCCCGGGUCUGGGUUUUGUUCCUACCCAGACCCUGACAUCCCUUUCCACCGUGUGUGUGAGAUAACGCUGGGGGA